GAAACCACGCAUGUGUUGAUCCGUGCUGCAGCAACGUGCAUCAGUUCCUCUCUGACCCCAGCGCUAAUCUGCAUUCAGACUGAGGCUCCACUGCUUUCCUCAGCUGCUCCGUUUCACUGUAGCUUAUUACGGGGGGGCUUCGCCGUCUGAAGCAGUUUUUUUUUAGGGCCCUGCAAGGCUGUCAAUUCGGUUACAGACACGCCAAAAGAGAACGAACGAUACCAAAAAACCAGCUUUCGACUCGCAUCGAUUUUGUUUUGGCUGAUUUCGCUCCACCGCACGUCCGCCUCGGGUCUAGAUUUGCAGACCCGCUACUGCUAACGUGCGUAAUGUAUCGUAGAGAGGAAACACAGUAAAUAGACGGACACGUCCAUCUGCAAUAAAGAGGAAACGAAGAUGGUGAUGAUGGCUCCACCAAAUUUAGCCUCCAAAAGCUCGACAGCAAUGGCAAAGCCUUCCAUGCCCCUGAAGCUGUUUCUCUGGGUCUUUAUUGUCGUUAAUCUGCCAACAAGCUCCUUCCAGACCGAUGACGAUGAUGAGGUGGCUAACAAGACGUGGGUGCUGACACCAAAAGUAUACGAGAGUGAUGUCACGCACAUCCUUAACAGCUUACUAGAUGGAUACGACAACAAACUGAGACCUGACAUCGGAGUCAAACCCACGGUGAUCCACACGGAUAUGUUUGUCAACAGCAUCGGGCCAGUAAAUGCCAUCAAUAUGGAAUACACCAUCGACAUCUUUUUUGCCCAGACUUGGUACGACAGAAGAUUAAAAUUCAACCACACAAUGAAGGUUCUGCGUCUCAACAGCAACAUGGUCGGGAAGAUUUGGAUCCCAGACACUUUUUUCCGCAACUCGAAGAAGGCCGACGCCCACUGGAUCACCACGCCCAAUCGCAUGCUUCGAAUUUGGAACGAUGGUCGGAUACUGUACACUCUCAGGUUGACAAUCGACGCCGAGUGCCAGCUUAAACUGAACAACUUCCCAAUGGAUGAGCACUCGUGUCCCCUGGAGUUUUCAAGCUAUGGCUACCCCAGAGAGGAGAUUGUGUACAAGUGGAAGAGGAGCUCAGUCGAGGUCGGGGACAUUCGCUCCUGGAGGCUCUACCAGUUCUCCUUCGUUGGCCUGAGGAACACCACAGAGAUUGUCAGGACUGUCUCAGGAGACUAUGUGGUGCUAACUGUCUUCUUUGACCUGAGCAGAAGAAUGGGCUACUUUACCAUUCAGACCUACAUCCCAUGCACCCUGAUUGUUGUCCUCUCCUGGGUCUCAUUCUGGAUCAACAAGGAUGCCGUACCUGCCAGGACAUCAUUAGGCAUCACUACUGUGCUGACCAUGACCACGCUGAGUACCAUUGCCAGGAAAUCCCUUCCAAAAGUUUCCUAUGUGACCGCCAUGGACCUGUUUGUGUCCGUCUGCUUCAUCUUUGUUUUCGCUGCACUCAUAGAGUACGGCACACUGCACUACUUUGUCAGCAACAGGAAGCCGAGCGCCAAAAAGGACAAGAAGAAGAAAAACCCGCUCCUCCGGCUCUUUUCCUCAAAGCAGACACCCACGGUAGACAUUCGCCCACGCUCAGCCACGGCCAUCCAGAUGAACAACGCCACGCACAUGCAGGAGCGGGACGAGGAGUACGGCUAUGAGUGUCUGGACGGGAAGGACUGCACCAGCUUCUUCUGCUGUUUCGAGGACUGCCGCUCAGGGGCCUGGCGGCACGGGAGGUUGCACAUCCGCGUCGCCAAGAUAGACUCAUAUGCACGCAUCUUCUUCCCCACUGCGUUUGGUCUCUUCAACCUGGUCUACUGGGUCUCCUAUCUCUAUCUCUAGGUCUGGAUGUGUAUCCAGCCUCAUCACACAGCUCAUUUCAUUCUACAUGCUCUGUGCCAGCAAGGAACAUUUCCAAGGAGGGGACCCACUGCAACAAGAGAUGAUUUUAUUUCAAGCAUUUCCUUUAACUCUUCGGUUUCAAUCUCUCAGUAUUUUUGAGUCAUGUCGAUGAAAACUUUGACAGACACUGCAAAUGUUGUAGCACUACAUUUAACUGGUAUGAGGAGGUCUGUAGAUGUGUUGUGGAAGCGUUGAUUGUGUGAUCAAUUAUUAAGAGUCUUAGUUCUCUUUUAUAAUUUGAUUUUUGACUUUUUGUUUUUCAAAGGGGUUUUGUACAAAUAGCUUAUUAUUGGACAACAUGCAUUCCCUCCACUGUAAAAAAGUUGAUAAAAACAGCAAAGCAAAUCUCAGAAGACAUCUU
Molecule: messenger RNA, 2248 nt
Organism: Labrus mixtus (cuckoo wrasse)
Lineage: Eukaryota; Metazoa; Chordata; Actinopteri; Labriformes; Labridae
Gene: gabrg2
Product: gamma-aminobutyric acid type A receptor subunit gamma2
Exons: 10
Coding region: 397-1827 (476 amino acids)
Biological process (GO): nervous system process; signal transduction; monoatomic ion transmembrane transport
Cellular component (GO): GABA-A receptor complex; postsynapse; neuron projection
Molecular function (GO): transmitter-gated monoatomic ion channel activity involved in regulation of postsynaptic membrane potential; GABA-gated chloride ion channel activity; GABA-A receptor activity
Source: RefSeq, a predicted model, not a curated record